GGCUGGGCCCAGGAGCCAGCGGGCGGGAGGGCUGCGGACUCUAGCGGGGCCUGCCGGGAAAGGGGCGGGCCGAGCGCACUGGGCCGAGGCGGAGCGAGGUGGGGGUGCUUACUCCGUUGAGGAGAGCGGGGUCGCGUCUGCCGCAGCAACGGGGUGCGGCCGGGUGGGGAACGCGGGAGCGGGUCCAGCUCCCAGGAAGGCUGGUCCGCGAGCGGCCCCUGCUCGGCUCCCAGGUCCCUGCGCGCCCACGCCCUUCCCGAGACCCCAGCAGGGCUGCGGCCCGCGUCCCGGAAGUUCCAGCCUGAACCAUGUUUUUCACUUGUGGCCCAAAUGAGGCCAUGGUGGUCUCCGGGUUCUGCCGAAGCCCCCCAGUCAUGGUGGCUGGAGGACGUGUCUUUGUCCUGCCCUGCAUCCAACAGAUCCAGAGGAUCUCUCUCAACACACUGACCCUCAAUGUCAAGAGUGAAAAGGUUUACACUCGCCAUGGGGUCCCCAUCUCAGUCACUGGCAUUGCCCAGGUAAAAAUCCAGGGGCAGAACAAGGAGAUGUUGGCGGCCGCCUGUCAGAUGUUCCUGGGGAAGACGGAGGCUGAGAUUGCCCACAUUGCCCUGGAGACGUUAGAGGGCCACCAGAGGGCCAUCAUGGCCCACAUGACUGUGGAGGAGAUCUAUAAGGACAGGCAGAAAUUCUCAGAACAGGUUUUCAAAGUGGCCUCCUCAGACCUGGUCAACAUGGGCAUCAGUGUGGUUAGCUACACUCUGAAGGACAUUCACGAUGACCAGGACUAUUUGCACUCUUUGGGGAAGGCUCGAACAGCUCAAGUCCAAAAAGAUGCACGGAUUGGAGAAGCAGAGGCCAAGAGAGAUGCUGGGAUCCGGGAAGCUAAAGCCAAGCAAGAAAAGGUGUCUGCUCAGUACCUGAGUGAGAUCGAGAUGGCCAAGGCACAGAGAGAUUACGAGCUGAAGAAGGCCGCCUAUGACAUCGAGGUCAACACCCGCCGAGCACAGGCUGACCUGGCCUAUCAGCUUCAGGUGGCCAAGACUAAACAGCAGAUUGAGGAGCAGCGGGUGCAGGUGCAGGUGGUGGAGCGGGCCCAGCAGGUGGCAGUGCAGGAGCAGGAGAUCGCCCGGCGGGAGAAGGAGCUGGAGGCCCGGGUGCGGAAGCCAGCGGAAGCCGAGCGCUACAAGCUGGAGCGCCUAGCCGAGGCAGAGAAGUCCCAACUAAUUAUGCAGGCGGAGGCAGAAGCCGAGUCUGUGCGGAUGCGUGGGGAAGCUGAGGCCUUUGCCAUAGGGGCCCGAGCCCGAGCCGAGGCUGAGCAGAUGGCCAAGAAGGCAGAAGCCUUCCAGCUGUACCAAGAGGCUGCUCAGCUGGACAUGCUGCUAGAGAAGCUGCCCCAGGUGGCAGAGGAGAUCAGUGGUCCCUUGACUUCGGCCAAUAAGAUCACACUGGUGUCCAGCGGCAGUGGGACCAUGGGGGCAGCCAAAGUGACUGGGGAAGUACUGGACAUUCUAACUCGCCUGCCAGAGAGUGUGGAAAGACUCACAGGCGUGAGCAUCUCCCAGGUGAGGUCUCGGGUUGGAGCUGAGGAGCAGAAUUGCUAGGUUCCUGUGUUGUAUGACGCAGCAUGCCUAGCAUUUAACCAGCAUCCAGGUCUGGGAGUCAUUGAUGUUUAUUAAUCACUUUCUGUGUGCCAGACACAGUGCCAAACUUCUACAUAAAUGAGUUGUUUUAAAUCAAACUACCCUUAGGGUAUAUAGGAUUUUACAAAGUCAAGAAACUCAACUUCCAGCAUGUUCCUACUCAUUCUGCUGGUGCAGCUGGAGUGAAAUCCAGGUCGACUGUCUCUGCAACCUGUGCUUGUGGUCACCCCACUAGUAUAGGGAACUAGUUGCAGCCUACUGACAGUUAAUUAAUUCCAGGGCAUAUCACUGCUUUUCUUGAUGCCCCAGUUAAUUCACCUGUAGAUCAUGGCAGAGGUCAGCAAACAGACUCUGGAACCACUGUUUUGUUGUGAAUCCUAGCUACAAUGUCUGCUAGCUGUAAUCUUGGACAAGUAACCUCUCUAUACCUGUUUCCUCAUCUUAAAAUUGGGUUAAUAAUUAGAAGCUACCGGCCGGGCGCGGUGGCUCACGCUUGUAAUCCCAGCACGUUGGGAGGCCGAGGCGGGCGGAUCACGAGGUCAGGAGAUCGAGACCAUGGUGAAACCCCGUCUCUACUAAAAAUACAAAAAAUUAGCCGGGCGUGGUGGCGGGCGCCUGUAGUCCCAGCUACUUGGAGAGGCUGAGGCAGGAGAAUGGCGUGAACCCGGGAGACGGAGCUUGCAGUGAGCCGAGAUCGCGCCACUGCACUCCAGCCUGGGCGACAGAGCGAGACUCCGUCUCAAAAAAAAAAAAAAAAAAAAAAAAAAAAUUAGAAGCUACCCUGCUGAAUUGUUGAGAGGCUCGAGCAAAUAUUUGCAGUGUUUAGAAUAGUGCCUGGUAUAUAGUAAGCAUUAUGUGUAUGUUAAAGAAAUGGGGCCAGGUGCAGUGGCUUACGCCUGUAAUCCCAACACUUUGGGAGGCCGAGGCAGGCAGAUCACCUGAGGUUAGGAGUUGGAGACCAGCCUGGCCAACAUGGUGAAACACUAUCUUUACUAAAAAUACAAAAAAGAAUUAGCCAGGCUUGGUGGUGCCUGCCUGUAAUCUCAGCUACUCGGGAGGCUGAGGCAGGAGAAUUGCUGGAACCCAGGAGGCGGAGGUUGCAGUGAGCUGAGAUAGCACCACUGCACUCCAGCCUGGGUGACAGAAUAAGACUCUAUCUCAAAAAAAAAAAAAAAAAAGGCCGGGCACGGUGGCUCACGCCUGUAAUCCCAGCACUUUGGGAGGCUGAGGCGGGUGGAUCACGAGGUCAGGAGAUCGAGACCAUCCUGGCUAACACAGUGAAACCCCAUCUCUACUAAAAAUACAAAACAGCCGGGCGUGGCGGUGUGUGCCUGUAGUCCCAGCUGCUGGGGAGGCUGAGGCAGGAGAAUGGUGUGAACCCGGGAGGCAGAGCUUGCAGUGAGCCGAGGUAGUGCCACUGCACUCCAGCCUGGGCAACAGAGCAAGACUCUGUCUCAAAAAAAAAAAAAAAAAAAAAAAAAAAAGAGAAAGAAAUGCAUAUUUGGGCUGGGUGCUGUGGCUCACGCUUAUAAUCCCAGAACUUUAGGAGGCCAAGGUGGACGAUCAGCUGAGGUCAGAAGUUUGAGAUCAGCCUGGCCAACAUGGUGAAACCCCAUCUCUACCAAAAAUACAAAAAUUAGCCGGAUAUGGUGGCGCAUACCUGUAAUCCCAGCUACUCGGGAGGCUGAGGCAGGAGAAUCGCUGGAACUCAGGAGACGGAGGUUGCAGUAAGCCAAGAUCACGCCACUGCACUCUAGCCUGGGUGACAGAGUGAGAUUCCGUCUCAAAAAAAAAAAAAAAAAAAAAAAAAAAAGCAUAUGUAAAUAAAAGCACUGGAU
Symphalangus syndactylus (siamang) is the source of this 3478-nucleotide messenger RNA. It is a transcript of the gene FLOT1, whose product is annotated as flotillin 1. The record is from RefSeq and is a predicted model, not a curated record. Gene Ontology annotation, cellular component: flotillin complex; plasma membrane; cytoplasmic vesicle. Gene Ontology annotation, molecular function: protease binding. Lineage: Eukaryota; Metazoa; Chordata; Mammalia; Primates; Hylobatidae. Gene Ontology annotation, biological process: protein kinase C signaling; positive regulation of cell junction assembly; regulation of receptor internalization.